GAUGAUAGGCAAUUAUCUUAUUAAGAGGUCAAAGAGGUAUAAAUUUAAUUUAGUAUAUUUGUUAGGAUGUCUCAGGGAGAGUACGCUGAUAAAACUGUGACUGAAGAGAAUUUUCUUGAAUUGAAUAUCAAACUGCCUACUAUUCACCCUUGUAAACAUGCUGAUACUCUUAAAUUCUUUGGGGAUUAAAUGAGAGAAAAUGGAUGUCCUGAAGUUAAAAUACAUCCUGAUAAUUCUUUAACAAUAUUUUUGAAGUUUAUGAAUUCAGUCAUUCCAACAAUAUAAUUCGAUUUCGUCAACACGGUUGAGCUUUAAUUAUUAAUUAAUUGAAAAUGAUAUCAGUCACAAUACUUAACAAUGUACUAUUUCCAUUAACCUAAAAUAGUAUUAGAAAUACUAUUAAUUUAAAAAUAAAUAAUCUAAACAAUUUGUUAAUAUUUGCAAUUUCUGAGCAUAUAUAUUUAUACUUUCUAUAUCAAUUGUGGGCAGUAGUUUUAGAUUUGGCUACGAUAGAAUACUGAAAUUAGGCAAGAUUUACUUGUGAUCACUU
Paramecium octaurelia is the source of this 550-nucleotide messenger RNA. The record is from the annotation of a GenBank genome assembly. NCBI's taxonomy places the organism in Eukaryota, Ciliophora, Oligohymenophorea, Peniculida, Parameciidae.